AUGAGUAAGCACCCUAGUCAUGGACCAACAAAUGAUACUGGUCAAGCAGUGGAGAUCCUGAAAGAAGAGGCCAAGACUUCUCCGGUUAGUGUUGCUCCUGCACUAGUCUCGACAGUUCCAAAUAGGGAUACUUACACAACUAACCCUGAGAAAGUAACAAGAUCACUAAGAGAUAUACCACCGGCUCACUACCUUCUCAAGAUUGAGUCAUUCUCACUACUCUCGCAAUUACUCUUAGAUGUUGGAAUGAAGAAUUAUGAAUCAGACAUUUUUGAAGCCAGUGGCUACAAAUGGAAAUUGUCACUCUACCCAAGUGGCGAUAAAGAAAGAAAAGGGAAAGGACACAUCUCUCUUUACUUGCUAAUUGCAGAGACAAAUGACCAUAAUGGGAAGGUAAAAUGCUUUCAUUUGAUGAAAACUGAAUUCGAUUUUCCCCAAUUACUCCCAUUUGGUACUUUCAACGAUGCUGCUAAUGGAUACCUCAUCAGAGACACGUGCUUGUUUGGAGCAGAAGUUGUUAUGAAUUGCACUGGCAGAGGAGAGUGUCUAACUUUAUUGAAAAAAGGACUCGACAUUACUUACACUUGGAAGAUUGAUAAGUUCUCAUCUCUAGUUUCCAAAAUUCAUUAUUCUGAUGUCUUCACUAUUGGAAAUCAGGAGUGGUAUAUGCUAUGCACCAAAUGUUUCUCUGCUUCAACAUCCAUUGGCUGGGGUAACCAUUCGUUCUUGUCGUUUACUAAGCUCCAUGAUGCUUCUAAGGGAUUCCUUGUGAAGGAUACUUUGAUUAUUGAAGCUGAAGUUAGUGUCUUAUCCACAGUGAAUAAUUUCUCCAAGUAA
Molecule: messenger RNA, 837 nt
Organism: Camellia sinensis
Lineage: Eukaryota; Viridiplantae; Streptophyta; Magnoliopsida; Ericales; Theaceae
Source: RefSeq, a predicted model, not a curated record